Molecule: messenger RNA, 3770 nt
Organism: Trachemys scripta elegans
Lineage: Eukaryota; Metazoa; Chordata; Testudines; Emydidae
Gene: SYT10
Product: synaptotagmin 10
Exons: 7
Coding region: 187-1758 (523 amino acids)
Biological process (GO): cellular response to calcium ion; regulation of calcium ion-dependent exocytosis; regulation of dopamine secretion
Cellular component (GO): membrane
Molecular function (GO): clathrin binding; syntaxin binding; phosphatidylserine binding
Source: RefSeq, a predicted model, not a curated record
UUGCACUGGUUCGCUCUCUGCUCUUCCUCUCCCCUUUCCUUUUUUUUUUUUUUUUUUUUUCUUCCGGGGAUGGUGACUUGGUAGCUGAGUAGCUUUUUAGUGACAUCCAGAAAACCCUUCCCAGGCAAGCAAUGGCUUAGAGGAGAGGGAAGGAGGCAGGAGGAGAAGAAGAAGGAGAAGGAGAAGAUGAGUUUCCACAAGGAGGAUGGUGUGGGGAGCCUGUGUCACAAGGCGCUGCAGAUCAUCUCAGAGCUGUGCCUGGGGGGCCAGGUGGAGCGGGAGAAAUGUUCAGGCAUCUUCUUCCCCUUGGAGACCACCAAGCAAGGUAUAGGCAGCACAGACAUCUCAGUCAGUCUGCUAGCAGUAGUCGUCAGCUUCUGUGGGCUUGCCUUGCUGGUAGUCUCGCUAUUUGUCUUUUGGAAGUUGUGUUGGCCAUGUUGGAGAAGCAAACCUCUUAUUUCUAAUACCAGUAAUAUCCCUCAAAGCACCUGUAGUGCUCCCGCUGAGGUCUUUGAAACCAACGAGAAAAAGGAAAUUAAAGAAAAUGGGAAACCUUCAGUGAAGGUACUUGAGGCUGCAAUGAAAAUUAGCCACACUUCACCUGAUAUUCCAGCAGAAGUCCAGAAUGCAUUGAAAGAACAUCUAAUUAAACAUGCACGCAUGCAGAGACAGAUCACUGAGCCUGCAUCCUCAUCAAGGCAUAAUUCUUUCAGGAGGCACUUGCCAAGGCAGAUGCAAGUGUCCAGUGUUGAUUUUAACAUGGGGACAGAUCCGAUUUUACAACGGGGUGAGACGACAACCAGCAUUGGGCGAAUAAAACCAGAACUCUAUAAACAGAAGUCUGUUGAUUCAGAAGACAAGCAAGAAGAUGUGAAAAUCUGUGGGAAACUUAACUUUGCUCUCCGGUAUGAUUAUGAAAAUGAACUCCUUGUUGUUACCAUUGUCAAAGCCUUAGAUCUACCUGCUAAAGACUUUACAGGAACCUCAGAUCCGUACGUUAAGAUUUACCUUCUCCCAGACAGGAAAAAGAAGUUUCAGACACGGGUUCACAGAAAGACUUUAAAUCCUGUCUUUGAUGAAACCUUUCAGUUUCCUGUAGCCUAUGAUCAGCUCAGCAACAGGAAAUUGCAUUUCAGUGUAUAUGAUUUUGACAGAUUUUCUAGACAUGACAUGAUUGGGGAAGUUAUUCUUGAUAACUUUUUUGAAGUCUCUGAUCUCUCCAGGGAAGCCACUGUGUGGAAAGACAUCCACUGUGCCACCACAGAAAGCAUAGAUUUGGGUGAAAUCAUGUUUUCCCUUUGCUAUUUACCUACUGCCGGGCGAAUGACAUUAACAGUAAUCAAAUGUAGAAAUCUCAAAGCCAUGGAUGUAACUGGCGCUUCAGAUCCGUAUGUCAAAGUCUCAUUGAUGUGUGAGGGUCGAAGGCUAAAAAAGCGGAAAACAACUACAAAAAAAAACACACUUAACCCAGUUUAUAAUGAGGCUAUCAUCUUCGAUAUCCCUCCAGAGAAUGUGGACCAGGUCAGCCUCUCCAUUGCUGUGAUGGACUACGAUCGAGUAGGACACAAUGAGGUGAUCGGGGUGUGUAGGACAGGACUUGAUGCUGAAGGACUUGGAAGAGAUCACUGGAAUGAAAUGCUGGCUUACCCCCGUAAACCUAUUACUCAUUGGCAUCCAUUGGUAGAGUUACCUGGCCAGGCAACCAGUUUUGAUAGCCAGGGGUCUUGUUCAUCACCAAAACCACCACCUACACCCUAGGGCACAAGAAUGGAUUCAUCACAUCCAGUGUCCAAGCUCCAUGUCCAUCACACCUACAUUAACAGAAGGUUUGGCUUCCUCAGAUGAACUGUAUCCAUAUUUUUGUAUUAAAAUAGAUUUUCUUCCUGUUCUAAGUCUUAUAUUACAGUUUAUAAUAAUUUCUUAAGAAUGAAUUUCACUUGAGCCAAAAUACUCCUUCCUUAUGCAAAGAUAUUCAUUUUUCUCUCUGUCAUAAAGGAUUGUUUUGAUACAACCUAUUUCUUUGCAGAUGGAAGGAAAUCAGAGAAAAAAAUACAUAUAUACUAGCACUUGAAAACAAAUGGAGCUUCUUAUGCUAUUCCUUUUAAGGUAGCAAAAUUGUCAUAUACAGCACUUACUUUGUAACUUGCCUCUAAAUUAUAAAUUUUGCACUAAAUCGUAUAUGACCAUUAAAGAAAACCUUUACAGCUUUUGAUGUACUAGAAAAAGAUAAUUCUAACAACAUAAUGUCCAGUUUCUCUAUGAUUGUCUUGAAUGUUACUUUGCUCACUGUAGGCCUGCACCAGAGCCCACUGAAGUCAAUGGAAAGGAUCCUAUUGAAUUCAUUUGGUUUUAGUUCAGGUCCUAUGGACCAUAUCCUGCAAAUGAAUGCAUGCAAUUGAACCCUUACAACAAUCCUACUGACAUUAUGGAGACAACUAUGCAGUAUUUGAUAUCCAAGCUAUUUUGACUGGAUGCCUUGUUCGCAUGGGAUUGGUUCUGUUCUGUUCCUAUGAAUUCAAUAUGACUGGAUGAGUGUUUUUCUUAGAAUCAGGCUUCCAGUGAAAAUACUUGUGAUUAUGAAUUUGAAAUUUGCCUUCUGUCAAUAUAGUGAGGUAAAAACUUAAAUGUUACUACUUCAUAGAACAUUCCUGCUAGUAAACUCAAGAAUAUUCAAGGAAAGAAAAUACAAAAUGAGCAUCAGUUAAAGCUAGUUGGUUAAAAAACUGAAUAAAUACUAGCACGUUACUUUGCAGUAUUGAGCCAAGUCUCAAUAAAACUCCAGUUUAGCUCAGUGAGAGAAUUUGUACUAAGUACAGACAGAGAAAAGGCUGCAGGACUGGGCCCUGGGCUUUUAAAGGUGAGCUGCAAUAGGAAAAUUAAUUAGGGGUGUUCCCUUUUUUUUGUUUGUUUGUUUGCUUGCUUCUUUUUGACAUAUAAAGAAAGCCAGAAAGGUUUUAGUUUAAAAACAAUCCAAAAACAUUUUAAAAUUAGAAAUGUAUGUCCUGUUUAUGCAGAAAAACUCUGUAAUGAUGGGAGAACUACCAAAUUCUGACAUGACAGGAGUCAAGAGAAUGAAAAUUGAGAGGAGGGGAUUUUUACUCAGACUUAAAAAAAUCUUUUGGGUUUGGUUGGCUUUGUUAAUACCUAUUUUAUUUCAGUGACUAACAUUUUGGAUAAAUGAUUUAUUUAUAAAAAUCCAUCACCUCCAGCUUUUUAAUUAAGAUGUGAUAGCUCCCAGUAAACAUGCUCUGACUGAGAUGUCUAUCAUUUCUUCCAGAAAAACCACGGAAAGCUAGUCUUGACAUUCUAGUAAAACGAAACAUAAAAUAACUACAUACAUAAACACACAGGCCUUCUUUAUAUAUUACUGAAAACAAAAACAAAAAAAAGGGAUCAAUGUUUGAAAAAUUUCUUUGCAAGUCAUCUUUGCUGAAUCCUAUAGAAACUGUUUCCUUCUAGAGAUUUGGUCCUCUUGUCCCAUGGUAUUUUAACCCUCAAGAUUGUAUUUUAAUAAAUAAAUAUAUAUACAUACAGCCUUGCAAAUUUUUACUCAUCCACUUGCCCUGGGCGAGUAAAUUUUUUAAACAGGGGAGUAAACUGUAAUUUGGUUUUCAUCACCAUCAUCAUCAUGAGAUUUUGUGCCUGGGCUUGUAAAUUUUCGUGAUAGUUUUGCAAGGCUAAUAUAGAGACAUACUUAUAUAUCUGGAGAUUCAAAAACUAUUUUGAGUAUACAUUUAUCUUAAUAUAAAGUAUUAUAGGAAAUGGGGUUU